AUGUGCUAUACGCUGUUGGCAUUAAGUUUAUUGGCGUUGAUGAUAAAUUCUUGGCCACAAGUCGAGAAUGAGGCCGUUGGAAGUGCAGCGGGCGGCCAGCUUGGGACCAUGUCGACAACCGGCCAGCUUGGGGUCUUCCAUCCAAUCGCUAAUAGCGGAGGAAACGCCGGAGGCUCAGGAGCGAUGGCUGGAGGAGGUGGGAGCUCCGGAGGACCAGGAGGAUUUGCUGGAGGAAUGAAUGGAGGAGGUGGAAACUUUGGAGGAGCCGGUGGAAUGAAUGGAGGCUUUGGAGGCAACAGAGAGUUCCCCGGAGCCAUUCACGGAGGAGCUGGAGGAUUCGGAGGCAACAGAGGAUUAAGCGGAGGGAUGCAUGGAGGACCUGGAGGCCUUGGAGUGGGGAAUGAAGGAGCCCGGGGCUUUGGUGGAGGCAGAGAAAACGCCGGAGGAAGCAAUGGAGGUACUGGGAACUCUGGAGGAGGUACUCAAGCUGCUGGAGCAAAUAAUGGAGGGGCAGCAAACUCCGGAGGAUCUAGCUCAUCAGGAGGAAAUGCAAAUUCCGGAGCUUCGGCUUCAAACCCGUCAUCUGGAGGUGCUACAGCGUCUGGAGGUGCCAAUGCAGGUCAAAACGCGCCAAAUGCCGGAGGAGGACGUUAA
Messenger RNA from Bursaphelenchus xylophilus (pine wood nematode), 654 nucleotides. Lineage: Eukaryota; Metazoa; Nematoda; Chromadorea; Rhabditida; Aphelenchoididae. The record is from the annotation of a GenBank genome assembly.